CGUUCCCCUCUUUCGUUUCUCUCUUCAAAAGUUGCCGUACUUUACGACCUCUCCUUAAAGUUUCGCACUUGGUACCUCAACCCUCCGUCCAAAUCCUCGUCUCUCUCUUCAAAUCCUGAAUCAAUUUGCAAAAUUUGUUCGAGCUCUUGCUUCUAAUUUUUCCUCCAAAUUCUCCCAAAUGUCAGAUUCGGAGAAACAGGUUGUUCUGAUCACCGGCUGCUCGGAGUCGGAGGGUGGCAUCGGCCACGCCCUCGCCCGUGCCUUUGCGGCCGAGGGGUGCCACGUCAUCGCGACGAGCAGGUCCCUGGCCUCAAUGGAGAGCCUUGGGGCUGAUCCUCGCUUUUUCCUUCAAGAACUUGAUGUUUGCUCUGAAGAGAGCAUAAGGAAAGCUGUGGAGAAUACAUUGGAUAAGUUUGGCCGGAUCGAUGUUCUUGUUAACAACGCGGGCGUUCACUUGGUGGGUCCGCUGGCCGAGGUCCCGAUGCCUGAUGUGGAACAAGUCUUCAAUACUAACGUAUAUGGUCCCCUGAGGUUAGUCCAAGCUGUGGUUCCUCACAUGAUAACUAGGAGAAGGGGCAAGAUCGUAAAUGUUGGAAGUGUUUCAGCUCUGGCCCCUGGACCAUGGGCUGGUGCUUAUUCUGCAUCAAAAGCUUCUAUCCAUGCACUAACAGAUACAUUGAGGCUAGAACUCAAGACUUUUGGGAUAAGCGUUGUAAGUGUGGUCCCCGGUGCAAUCAGAUCAAAUUUCGGAGACUCGUCUUUGGUGAAAUACAGUAAGCUUCCGGAGUGGAAAUUCUACAAACCUUAUGAAGCUGCAAUCCUAGCAAGGACCAAUAUCUCUCAAGGCCCCAAAUCAACACCUGCAGAAGAGUUUGCUAAAAAGACAGUCUCAGCCAUAUUGAAGAAGAAUCCACCGGCCUGGUUCUCUUAUGGUCAACUAUCCACAAUUUUAGGCAUCCUUUACUACAUGCCCUUGUUCAUUAGGGAUAUUGUUUACAGGAUGGCAUUGAAAUGUUGACCAAAGGGGAAAAAAAAGAAAAAAAAAACAGUUCAGUUUAAGAGCAAAGUGCUACGAGUUUUGAACAAUUCUAUGUGUAGAUUUUGUUAUUAUGAUUCACUUGUUUCAGCUUUUUUUUUACCUUUCAUAUUUGUGAAGUAAAACCUGUGUGUUAUUGUAGUAGUGGUUGCUUACUGCAAUUUGAAUUGUUUUGGCUUGUGAAGCUU
This is a messenger RNA of Asparagus officinalis (garden asparagus), 1224 nucleotides long. Its product is annotated as short-chain dehydrogenase cctT-like. Gene Ontology annotation, molecular function: oxidoreductase activity. The record is from RefSeq and is a predicted model, not a curated record. Gene Ontology annotation, cellular component: endoplasmic reticulum. NCBI's taxonomy places the organism in Eukaryota, Viridiplantae, Streptophyta, Magnoliopsida, Asparagales, Asparagaceae.